AUGCAUCUUUCAACCUUGAGUCUGCUGUUUUCAAUUGCCCUGGCCGAGGCCGCAUCUCCCGUCAAGCCGCACAAGCACCAGGCUAACGAAGAGCCCGAUUACCCCGCAAGAUGUUAUCCUGAUCCCUGCAAAGGCGUAACCUACCAAAACUCAAGUGCCGUCUGCGGUGAUCCAAGACUCGGUCCAACAAAACUUCCGGGCUAUUUCCCUCUCACAAACGAGCUCGAGACAUACGCCCGCUUUGGCAAUCUAUGCCCCCUCGAGUUCCUAGAGAAAUGGACCGUCAAUGCCACAGACCCAAAAGCGUACUGGAUCUACCCCGAUAGCAAUGGAUUCGUCGCAUCCACCGAGCAAAUCUCUAUCCUUGGAAACGUUACCCUCCGCGUCGGCCAAAAGCUGGACAGAUUCGGUGCCGAGACAGGGAAAUUCCUGGCGCCACUUGGUGCACCCUAUAUUGAGCGAGCAUUGCCUCCGUCCAAUCUCUUCGCGCCUGAGAACAGCAGCUUCCCGUACAACUACCAUGUGUACGAAGUGACCAAGGAGUUCGAGGUUGCGUUAGGACCAGUUGCAUCGUGGUUCGAGCAGCCUGGAUUCGGGUCCCAGAUACUGGCUUACUCGAGUGUGGCUUCGCUGUUGAAGGAUGGGUUCUUGGAACAGUUGGAGCUGGAGGAUUAUGAUGAGGCUGAUGAGUAUUCGGCGGAUUAUCUGCCUGAUCCUCCUCAGCCUUCUUCAUGA
Messenger RNA from Penicillium brevicompactum, 735 nucleotides. Its product is annotated as TNT domain-containing protein. The transcript is spliced from 2 exons. Bases 1 to 735 code for a protein of 244 amino acids. NCBI's taxonomy places the organism in Eukaryota, Fungi, Ascomycota, Eurotiomycetes, Eurotiales, Aspergillaceae. The record is from RefSeq and is a predicted model, not a curated record.